CAUGCGCAUAAUGAGUGAGCGGGAAGACACAUCCAUUAUGGGCAUGAGCAGCAAACAAUAUGGCUGCCCGCACUGGGAGCUCCCUCCCGGUGCAGACAGCUUAGCAAUGGUAAGGGCUGUAGUUUAAAAAAAACAAAAACUAUUGUUUUCCCCAACCAGAAUGCAGGCCCUUUUAUUAUGAAACAAUUAGAGGGUGAUAGACACCUAUUAAGUUAAAGUUAUUUAAAAUAAGCUGCACAGCUGAUGCAGUUACAGAAUACAUUUGUAAACAUACCUGAUUCCUGAACCCCCAGAUACCCAUAAUACAUGAAUAUCAGCCCAUCAUAUUUACCAUAUACAAGUAUUCAUAUCAAACAGUAUUGUUACUAGUAUGGCUAGCUCAAGAAUCACAUUUUUCAAAAGAUUUGGUAAACUGAGGGACUUUCCCCAACAGCAGGAACAGGAAAAUAAUAAAGAUAAAUGGCAAGACAGUACAUAUGUCUUUAACCAAGUGAGAGGUUAUGUGAGUCAGGCAGAGUCUCCCUGCAUUCAUGCAUGCACACAUCUACCUUGUUCCCAUUUUAGCUUCCUUCCCCUUUUCACAAAUUAAUUUAACCCUUUUGGAUGGAGUUACAUUUAGAGUCUGGGUCUGUUUCCCAAAUUUAGUGGUUAAAAAAAAAACAAAACAGAAAUCAAGCAAAAAGCUCCUUCUGGUAAAGUGCUACGUCUUUAAAAAUGUCUCAUUGCAGAAAUGACGCUGCAAUAUGCAAUAUUAGCAAACUGAAUAAUGAGUAUCAUAGAUAUUUUGGAACUGCACCUUUAAUAUGAAACCCUUUAUGGCAAUAAAUUGCACUGAUACUGGAAACUACAAAGAAGUUCAAAACCACAGGCAGCGCAGGAUCAAAUACUGUUGGUGUCUGAAGCACCACCCAGUAAAGCCAGUUUCCUCUUCUAUAUGAGAACAUUAAAAGAUUGUACAAAUGAUUUUGCCUUGAGAUGCAGAUAAACUUCUUCACUGCUACCGCAUGACAGCCCCACAUUCUGUACCAUUUCUGAUUUCCAGAACCUAGAACACGAAGUGUAAUGAAUACCAUGGGGGUUCAAUGUGAGGAUUGCACGUGGCACUAUGUUGGUGCAGCUGGAGUAACUGCAAUUAUAUGGCUAUCUGUAUUACUUGGCUUUUUGAUCUUCAGAAAGAAAAGGCUAUUAUUAGAUAAAGCCCAAGAUUCCACCGAGACAUGUGAGAUGGAAGAACAGAAGCAAGAUGAUGAAAUGGAAAUUGUAUACUGUGCUGUGGCAUUUCCUGAGAAAGUAAAACCAAAGAGCAAAGAACAUGAAAGCACAGUCUACUCUGAAGUAGCUUUUAAUGCUAACAGAAACCAGCCAGAGUAUCAAACUUAUAAUCCUGCUAAUGAGAUCACAUAUGCCUCUGUCAAAAUGUCAACUGGACCUGAAACUGGCAUCACUGAUGUAUAUGCAGUUGUGAAGAAAAAUCCAACAAAGGGACUUUCGGAACCGUAAA
This is a messenger RNA of Xenopus tropicalis (tropical clawed frog), 1501 nucleotides long. RefSeq lists its product as uncharacterized. The transcript has 6 exons. NCBI's taxonomy places the organism in Eukaryota, Metazoa, Chordata, Amphibia, Anura, Pipidae. The record is from RefSeq and is a predicted model, not a curated record. Bases 1063 to 1500 code for a protein of 145 amino acids.